AUGGCAGAUCAGGAAGUAAUUGUUAUAGAAGACGAUGAAUACCAGAAUUCUGGAGGUACCGAGAAUGGUGAUGUGGUGAAUAGUAAACGGUCAAUGGAGGUAUCUAAUUUACAGAAUCCAGAGGUGGUGAAGAAGCAGAGGUCAAUACCGAAUAUUGCAAACGAGUUAGCGAAGAAUAGGGCCGAGGUGAGGCAACCAACUCCUAAUGUGGCUAAACAAUCUACCCAAGCGCCGCAAAUCAGACCUAGGUUACAUGCGAUACCGUUAUCAUCUUUGCUUUCACCAAGUAUCGACUAUAAUUACUCCAAGCCAUUUCCAGCUCCUGCAGCUGCAGGACCUUCCCAGGCGCUUGUGCCGAAAAUAGAGUCGCCGUAUAUGGAGCGCAUUCUGUCUGAUCCUCGAACGUCAAAAUCCAGUGUGACAUCAGCACCUACAUUAGUAGCUAAUUCUGCUGAUAUAUCGACUGUAACAGCGUCGAAUGCAGGGGCAGACUCUCCGCAGAAUACGGCAGCAACGUCAUCUAGCACAGCAGGAGCAUCUCCAAAAGCGGGAGCAACCGCAGGAGUGGCCCCAGCAGGCAGUGGGACUGCUUCUUCUGGGAAGAAGGCUUCUACAAGGAAGAAGAGAGGUGAUUCUUCUUCUGGCUCUACAACUAAGAAGAGAUUAGAUACCAACAAAAAUACUAGUAAGAAGUCAAGUAGCAAGGCGGCCGCCAAAAAGGAGGAGACAAGUUCAAUGCCAAAAGAGGCUUCGCCCAGUUUGCCACAAUAUUCUUCGGUUUCUACAUCUUCUCAGGCUCGCAAGAUUAUACUACCAUCUCAGGAUGUUCCAGCAGCUCCAAACAGCACUUCACCGCAGUCUCCUGAAGACACUGAAGAACAGAAUAUUCUAAUAGCAAGGAUAAGUUCCCCGGUAAACGCACCUUCUCAGAAGGGACUGAAGAGGUCACAAUCUAAUUUGAAUCCAGGUCAGAAGACUGGUGUUCAAGAUCCGCAAAAGGCUAAGAAGACCCUUUCCGCUUCCAAUGUUCUGAAUGGUAGUACACCAACACCUACCCCUCCGCCACCAGUAUCAGGAAGCUCCACUUCGUCGAAAAAAGCAUCAAAUACAGGUAAUGCAAAGAAGGAAACGAAGACUAAAGGCAAACAAACUUCUUCUAAGAAAAAAGAUAUUCCUGGAACACCUACCGCAGGUUCUGAGGUUAUUCCACCACCUACCACUGCACCUCAGACUCCAAAAAAACUAACACCAGCUCAACCAAUUAAAUCACCAUCCCUAUUAGACGCACUCGAUCAGAAGUCGGGAGGACUCGCUGCUGUUGAUGAUGACCCCCCAAUUAUAGUAGUUGAUGUGCCGUUGCAUCAAGUGGACACAAACGACUACUUGGACGAAAACGGCCAAGUUGUAUUCAAUUUCUAUAACCUUGCCCAUGAAAAAUUUGGCUCACAAAUGUCACGGUCAAGAAAUAAUGCUGGUGGAAGCAGGGAUAAAUCGGAGAAUGGUGAUGACAUUCUUCUUGUAGAGGACGACGAUGAUGAUGACGAUGACGAUGACGAUGACGAACCAGGAUCAAAUGUUGGUAGUAACCCCUCACCCUCCAAAAAUAAUAACAAGAAAAAGGCACAUCCAAUGAAGGGCAAAAGUCGUGUUGGUAAGUAUGACAUCGACGAUCCCUUUAUAGACGACUCUGAAUUGUUGUGGGAAGAACAACGUGCUGCUACUAAAGAUGGAUUCUUUGUUUAUUUUGGCCCGUUAAUACAGAAGGGCCAAUAUGCCACAUUUGAAAGAGUGGAUGGUACAAUGAAGAAAGGCGGUGUUAGGAAUCCUAGGUAA
Messenger RNA from Eremothecium cymbalariae DBVPG#7215, 1833 nucleotides. It is a transcript of the gene HPC2, whose product is annotated as Hpc2p. The transcript has 2 exons. NCBI's taxonomy places the organism in Eukaryota, Fungi, Ascomycota, Saccharomycetes, Saccharomycetales, Saccharomycetaceae. Bases 1 to 1833 code for a protein of 610 amino acids. The record is from RefSeq and is a predicted model, not a curated record.